CUACAGAGUACUUCAGAGUACUACAGAGUACUACAGAGUACUUCAGAGUACUUCAGAGUAAACGUGCUUCACGAGAGUCACGUGACCGCAGGGCGUGAGAAAAGACGUGGUUCUUCCUGUUUUCAGCAGGUGAGACACACCUGAGAGCGACACAGCAGGGACUAAACCAGGACUAAACCAGGACAAAACCAGGACAAAACCAGGACUAAACCAGGAUCAAAGCCGGAAUAAACCAGAGACUAAAGCAGGGAUAAAUCUGGACGAAACGCGGACUAGACGCGGACUAAACCAGGUCUAAAUGAGAACCUUCUACAGCUGAAACCAGAAUCAUUCUCCGAUCAAACUACGUCCAGACCAGGACUAAACCAGGACUAAACCAAGACUAAACCAGGACUGUACCUGAACUAACCCUAGACUGUACCUGGUCUAAUCCCGGACUAAACCUAGACUGUACCCGGUCUAAACCCGGUCUAAACCCGGUCUACCCGCGGCCCCCGGUGAGUCCGAUGCUGCUGUUGGUCCUGCGCGUGUUGCCGCUCGUGGUCGCGGUGCGGCGCGGCGGCGCGGCAGACGCGGCCUGUGCGGACGGAUACCGCGCGGACUUCGUGCUGGACGCGGAGGAGGCGGUGAAACAGGGCGCGGUGCUGCUGAACACAGCGCAUGCGCAGAACCCGGAGGAGUGCGAGCGCGCGUGCUGCGAAGACCCGCUGUGUAACCUCGCGCUCGUGGAGCCCAACGGCGCAUGCGCACUGUUCGACUGCGUCUACAGAAACCGCUUCGUCUGCAACAGGUUCCAGAGCCGGGACGGGUACCUGACGUACGUGACGGCGCCGUUGUACCGGGACUACCUGAAGGCCCCGCCCAGAAAAGGUGAGCAGCGGCGGCCGAUCGCGGUGGGGGGGCGGGACUUGGUGGUCCAGCCCGGCGAGACCGUGGUCCUGAACGGAACCGAGAGCCACGCCAUCGGAGCAGAGAUCACGGACUACAGCUGGACCCUGCUGAGGGGCAACGGCACGGUCAUCAUGCAGACGACAGAGUACCCAGAUCAGGUCCGGGUCUCUGGUCUUGGGUCCGGGUCUUACUGGUUCCAGCUCACAGUGACGGACUCUCACGGACUCACAGCCACGGACGAGAUCCUGGUCCAAGUCCUGACGCCGGAGCAGAGCAGCCUGUUCUGUCUGGCGGCGGUGAAGGUCGGUCCGUGUCGCGCGUCCUUCGUUCGUUGGCGUUACGACGCCGCCUCCACUUCCUGCUCCAGCUUCAUCUACGGCGGCUGCAAAGGAAACUACAACAACUUCCUGUCGAGAGACGCGUGUGAAACGGCCUGUCGAGGGGUCACAGUGGCUCUGGCGAGAAAUGCGCCCCCUCCUGUCAACGCUUUGGUCUUUGCAGUGUUCUGUCUGGCGGCGGUGAAGGUCGGUCCGUGUCGCGCGUCCUUCGUUCGUUGGCGUUACGACGCCGCCUCCACUUCCUGCUCCAGCUUCAUCUACGGCGGCUGCAAAGGAAACUACAACAACUUCCUGUCGAGAGACGCGUGUGAAACGGCCUGUCGAGGGGUCACAGUGGCUCUGGCGAGAAAUGCGCCCCCUCCUGUCAACGAGGUGUGUGGGUCCGUGUGUGCUCCGGGGCAGCUGUUGUGUGACUCGUCCUGCUGCGUUCACAAGAGUCUGGAGUGUGACGGGGUCACACAGUGUGCGGACGGAGCCGACGAGAGCGGCUGCAAAAAAUUGAAUGAGACGUUUAACCGACUGGUGAAGAUCGAAGUGGACGACAAAAAGGCUCGCUGCACCCUGCCGCCGCACACUGGCCCCUGCAGAGCCAGUUUCACUCGCUGGUUCUACGACCCGCUGGACCAGAAGUGUCAGAGCUUCACGUUCGGCGGCUGCGACGCCAACGAAAACAACCACGAGCAAAAAGACGAGUGCGAGAACUCGUGUAAAGGAGUCACAGAGGAGGACGUGUACGCUCCGGCGAUGUUCAAGCGCUUCGGGGAGGAGGAGGAGGAGUAUCAGUCAGGUUCCAUCGCUCUGGCCGUGAUCCUGACCGUGGCUCUGCUCGCGCUGCUCACCAUGGGAGCCUACUGCUUCCUCAAGAGGAGGAAAGACCACAUCCCCGUGCCCAACGUGGACUAAACCGGGACUAAACCAGGACCAAACCAGGUCUAAACCAGGUCUAAGCCAGGUCUAAACC
Molecule: messenger RNA, 2190 nt
Organism: Boleophthalmus pectinirostris (great blue-spotted mudskipper)
Lineage: Eukaryota; Metazoa; Chordata; Actinopteri; Gobiiformes; Gobiidae
Product: kunitz-type protease inhibitor 1-like
Exons: 13
Coding region: 507-2132 (541 amino acids)
Molecular function (GO): serine-type endopeptidase inhibitor activity; protein binding
Source: RefSeq, a predicted model, not a curated record